Molecule: messenger RNA, 1829 nt
Organism: Phaedon cochleariae (mustard beetle)
Lineage: Eukaryota; Metazoa; Arthropoda; Insecta; Coleoptera; Chrysomelidae
Source: the annotation of a GenBank genome assembly
AGUGUUGAAGGUGAGUGUGGUAAUGGAAUUUAUGAAUACGUUAAAAAGGAGAUAAAUUCCCAACCACAGAUAAUGGUUUUGAAUGGGAAACCCAGUAUCCCAGUAAACAAUUCAAAAUAUUUAUGUGUGUUUGCUUAGAAGUUCAUGGUUUUAGUUUGUGCCCCAGUGUUAACUUCAACAUGACACCACCAGCUGAAGAAGUUCGUAAAAGGACACCAUCUGAUUACAUUUUUGGGAAGGUGCUAGGAGAAGGAAGUUUCAGCACUGUUUAUUUAGCAAAAGACAUUCACACGAACAAAGAGUAUGCAAUAAAAGUACUGGAGAAGGCACACAUAAUUCGUGAAAAAAAAACUGAAAAUGUGAUGAGAGAAAAAGAGGUCCUGCGAAUACUGGGCAAUAGCUCUCCCUAUUUCGUCCGCUUAUAUUGGACAUUCCAAGACCCUGAGCGUCUCUACUUUGUUCUGAGCUAUGCCAAAAACGGAGAUGUGCUUUCUCAAUUGGAGAAGCAACAGUGCUUGAGCAUUGAGUGUGCCAGGUAUUACACUUCUGAAUUGAUACUUGGGCUCGAAUUUCUGCAUGACAGAGGCAUAGUUCAUAGAGACUUGAAGCCGGAAAAUCUUCUGUUCCAAGAAAACUGGCAUCUACUAAUUACAGAUUUGGGUAGUGCCAAGAUUAUGACUGAUUGUGAUAAUGAGAAUGAUGAUUUUGAUAAGCGAAGACGCAACAGUUUUGUAGGUACCGCACAAUUCGUCAGUCCGGAGAUGCUCACUGACACAUCGUCGUCAUACGAAUCGGACUUGUGGGCUUUGGGCUGCAUUAUUUACCAAAUUGUGUCCGGAGUCAUGCCUUUCAGAGGAGGCAGCGAGUACCUCGUUUUCCAGAAAAUCCUGAAACUGCUCUACGACUUCCCCGAGGGAUUCGACAGGGUUGCCAAGGAUCUGGUCGAAAAGUUAUUGGUGAUUGAUCCGAGGCAACGGUUAGGGGCGAACGACGAGAAACGAUACACCAGUCUGAGGGAUCACGCUUUCUUCAACGGGCAAAACUGGGAUGAUUUGGGCCCACCGCCUGCUAUGUUCGAUACCAGCGACGAGCCGAACGCGAAAAUCAUCCCGGACCACUUGGAGCCCGGGCUGGACGAGGAAAAGGCCUCGCGGCUGCACCUCGACCUCCUUACGCCGCCCCCCGAACCGCCCUCGAGGAAGAAGUCGCCGCCCAACAGGAGGAUCACCGACCUCACGCCCCUAGAGAUACAGCAAAGAUUGGAGGCGCAGAAGAGCAACAUCUACCACAGCUUCGUCGAGGACAACCUCAUCGUCAAGCAGGGCGUGGUCGAUAAGAGGAAGGGUCUGUUCGCGCGCAGACGCGUCUUCCUGCUAACCUUGGGGCCGCACCUCUACUACGUCGACCCCGUCACGAUGACGUUCAAGGGAGAGGUGCCGUGGAGCGCUGACAUGCGCACCGAGGCCAAGAACUUCAAGACGUUCUUCGUGCACACUCCAAAUCGGAAGUACUACCUGGAAGACCCAGAAGGUUAUGCACUAGAAUGGUGCAAAGCAAUAGACGACGUUAAAAGUUACUAUUAUCCUGAAAAAACUUGAGAUAAAUUGUUAGAUCUGUAAAACUAGACAAUUUGGCAUCUGUGUUCCAUUAUUUAUUCCUAAAUUAUUUGUAUUAUUAUAUCUAUGAGUUAAGACUUCAUUGUUUUAUAAAUGUAUCAAUGUCAUUUACAACUAUUUUUCAUCAUCACUAAAACUGGUGUAUAAAUAAAUACUAUUUACACUGGAUUAUUUACAUCACUAUUAUUAAAAAAUAAUUAAAUUAUUUGAAAU